AUUCAAAUUUAAAUGUGAGAUUCGGUCCAAUCGUGUGACAGAGGGGCGGAGCUAAGGGACUACUUCUAGUCAAGUUAGGUCGGCCUCGCAGAGAGGCACAUAACAGUUGCGCGUUUUCCUCAUUCACUCGUUUACAACUUGACUCGCAGAGAACAGAGUAAUCGCAGCCAUGACAAAGGACCCGAAUAAGCCCAGAGGGAAAACCUCCUCCUACGCCUUCUUUGUGGCGACCUGCCGCGAGGAGCACAAGAAGAAGCACCCGGGGACGAGCGUCAGCUUCUCAGAGUUCUCCAAGAAAUGCUCCGAGAGAUGGAAGACCAUGUCGGCCAAGGAGAAGGUGAAGUUUGAGGACAUGGCCAAGAACGACAAGGUCCGAUACGACCGGGAGAUGAAGACGUACGUCCCACCGAAAGGCGCCAAGAAGGGCAAGAAGAAGAAGGACCCCAACGCACCAAAGAGGCCACCCUCCGCCUUCUUCGUCUUCUGCUCCGACCACCGUCCCAGGAUCAAGGAGGAAAACCCCGGCAUCUCCAUCGGCGACAUCGCCAAGAAGCUGGGCGAGCUGUGGGCCACGCAGACGUCCAAAGACAAGCAGCCGUACGAGGCCCGGGCCGCCAAGCUCAAGGAGAAAUACGAGAAGGACGUCGCCGCCUACAAAGCCAAGAGCGGCUCAGGGAAGAGCGACGCCGGUAAGAAGAGCGGACCGGGCCGGCCCGCCGCCAAGAAGGCGGAGCCAGCCGACGACGACGACGACGACGAUGACGAGGACGACGAGGAGGACGAUGAAGACGACGACGACGAGGACGACGACUAAGUGGUUUGAGGAUGUGAAGUUUGUUGUUCAGCCUAACUCCUGAUUGUGUUUUGGUUUUGUUUUUGUUUUUUUUGUUUUUCUGGUGUGUAUGAUUCCAUCAGUAUAGCCUGCUGUCCCUGUGGGUCGGCCUCGGUGUCGGACCUCUGUUCCUUUUUACAAUUCAGGGAUUUAGUUUUUAUUGUCACUUAGUCCCCGUACCAUUCAAUAUCUUUUGUUUUUGUUUGUUUUAAACGUUUUCUGCUGUAUUGUUACAUCGUAGAUCCUCGUUGCCAUUUAAACGGGCGGCCAGAUAUCAGAUUUUCUCCUUCCUCCUCCUCCUCCUGUGACAAAUGCAACGGACUGAGACUCGUGUAACGUGCAGCGGACUAGCGGCAAGCCGGUAAAUUUAAAAAAAUAAAAUAAAAUUAAAAAAAAGCUCGUUUUCUGGAAGCACUGCUGGCGUUUUGUGUUCAACGCGGUGCCGUUCUCUUCACUGUCAUUUUACCGCCAGGAUUUAUCUCUAGAUGGGUUAAAAAUGUUUGCAGCCAUUUUAAUGUGGAACUUUGACAACUUUGUAGAAUGGAUUUCUUUUUUUUUUUUGUAAUAAAAUUUUGUAUAUUGAUUAUAAACGUGUGAAGCGCUGUGUCUGUUCAACGUUCAGAACCAUUUCAGUCCAGAGAUUCACCACGAAUUCUCACAAUCUGAGUUUAAUCCCACUUACUAUCGGAACCGGCCACUUCAUUGGGUCAGUAAAUCAUCACGAAGGUUGAUUUCAUUGUAACGGCCUUUUUUUGUUUUUUAAGGAAAUACUAAACUAAAUUGAAGGAAAAAACGUGGAUAAAUUUAACUAUAAAAUAGAAAUGAAAGAACAGACCAAAUCUGGUUGGACUGCGUAAAAACAUUAAAUGUAAACAAUACUAAUCACACAUGUCCUACGAAUGAGGACAGAUGUCAGGGAAAUUCUCAUUUAAUAUAAUCAAUAUAUUGUAUAAUUUACUAUUUUUUUUUUUUACGAUGUUUCUUUUUCUGUUUGACACUGGAAUGAAUUGAAAUGUCCAAAAUCGGAAGAAAAAUGAAUGGACCCUGGUUGGAAUUCAAGAUUAACAUUUCUCUCGCACAUAAAAAUAUACAGAUAAAAUAAAACAAAAUGCAAAGGUUCUGGAUAAGAGAAAAAUAUAGUGACUAAAUAAAAUCGGCCUCCAUACAACAGUACAGUUGGUUUUACUCUCAGUAACUCCACAAUAUUUAGAUUUAAAUGACUUCACUCGUGGACAGAAGUAAAGAACGCAGCAUCUUUUGGUUGUUUUUAUGUGGAUGUUACUGAGACGUGGCCUCCACUCAGACCUCAGACCAGCUGCUGCUGGACCUCCUAUAGAUCCAGGAUCAGGACCAGAGUCCAUGGAUCCUUUUAGGUGGUGAACUCUGGACCAUCGACCCUUUUAUAUCUUGGCCUUCAGUCCAAGUUGAGCAGGAUAUCAUGGAUUUAAAUAUGCAACCACUGUUUUCACAGUUGUACUUCGUUUAGCUCAUAAUUAUUAGUUUUCUACUAACAGGAUUGUUGAUUAAUUCACAUUUGUUCUGCUUGUACACUUUGGUUCAACUGAGGUUGUUUUUAAAUGUGCUCUAGAGAUAAACUUUGACCUGACACAAUAUUAGGAAGGUGGUCAUAAUGUUAUGAUGUAUCUUGACCGUACGCUGUUUUCAGAGUUGUGAUUUGGCCUUUUUACUUUUUAUCAUUUCUUAUUUUCACCAGUUUUGUUCAGCUCCUCUACAACUCCUAUAAUGUUUGACCAAUGAAUAUAAAUAAAUAUUUUAUAAAU
Molecule: messenger RNA, 2613 nt
Organism: Mugil cephalus (flathead mullet)
Lineage: Eukaryota; Metazoa; Chordata; Actinopteri; Mugiliformes; Mugilidae
Gene: hmgb2a
Product: high mobility group box 2a
Exons: 5
Coding region: 170-814 (214 amino acids)
Biological process (GO): regulation of transcription by RNA polymerase II
Cellular component (GO): nucleus
Molecular function (GO): DNA binding, bending
Source: RefSeq, a predicted model, not a curated record